Messenger RNA from Didymodactylos carnosus, 783 nucleotides. The record is from the annotation of a GenBank genome assembly. NCBI's taxonomy places the organism in Eukaryota, Metazoa, Rotifera, Eurotatoria, Philodinida, Philodinidae.
AUGAUAAAAGCGUUUAAAAACAACAUUCGGAAGGAUAAUCAUGAUAAAAAGUGGGAUGAAGUGGGUGGUUUAGAUGGUUUCAUUAAUUCUGUUGAAAAGUUAGGUCAAGAUUACCGUCAUUUAGAAACUGAUAAUAAUUGGCGAGAAGUUUCUUCAAUCUGGGGCCGUUUACUCACCGGAACAAGAUUUAAAAAAAAUGAUGAAAAAUCAAGAAAGUGGCUUUAUACUGUAUGGAGAAAUAAUCGUCGAGAUAUCAGAGCCAAAUUUUUGGGAAAGAAAACCAUCGAUAUUUCGUCUGUUAACACUGAUGAUAAAAAUAACUCAACGUUAUCUACAAUUCCGUCUAUUGAACGGAAAGCAACGUGUUCAGCUACAGAUGAAACUCUGUCAAAUAUUCCCAAAAGUACUUUAUGUUUCUUGCUUUCGUAUGGUGAAUGGACAACAAUUUUUGAUCAUAAACAAUAUAAAUUAAAAGAUAAGUGGACAAAUAUAUUCAACCAGAAACUGAUUGAAGCAGGAUUAACCUGCACCGUAAAAUUUCAAUAUCACCAUGUUAAACAAAAACAAUCUCGUAAGAGAAAUUCAGCAUUUUUUUCGUGCAUGGCUCAUUGUAAAAUUAAACUGUGCUGCAUCGUUCUAUGUAUCAAAUUAAAAGAUGAACCCCAAAAGAACAUGCUUGCGUUAUUUUCCGUCGAAAUACUUGGUGAAGAGCAUCACAAUGCAGAAGAAGAAGUAGCUGGUCGACAACUAACCGGUGAUGUUAGAUUAGAAAUGGGUGAAUAA